Molecule: messenger RNA, 4856 nt
Organism: Carassius gibelio (silver crucian carp)
Lineage: Eukaryota; Metazoa; Chordata; Actinopteri; Cypriniformes; Cyprinidae
Product: testis development-related protein
Exons: 4
Coding region: 216-902 (228 amino acids)
Biological process (GO): spermatogenesis
Cellular component (GO): cytosol; nucleus
Source: RefSeq, a predicted model, not a curated record
AGGUGCUCCAGCCAACCGUGUUCUCAGCCGUUCAUCAGAAGAAGACAGUGGCCCGGAGGAAAGUGUGCGUGUGGGGUAUCGCGAUCACAGACGGGUCAUUGUUCUGAUUUAACCGCUGCCUCCUCGCGAUCUCCUCGCCCUCAGUCUUCACUCGCAUCCCAUGGGCUUGGAAAACCCCGUGCUUCCGAGAUACAGCUGAACUCCCUAGGCUCAUAAUGUUCAAGAAGAGCAAGAGCAAAGUUCUGGUGGAUGAAGCGUCAGAGGAGGAGGAAGACGUGUCGUGGCAUCACGAGCACGCGAGGAAGGAUAAAGACUCUGAGGGAACAGAGGAAGUUCUGAGUCCCUCGACAAAGGAUUCAAAACUAAAGAAGGUUAAAUCAAAGCGAGAAAAAGGAGACAAGAAGUUGUUUCCAUCUCAGGACGAUGAACACAUCUUGCUGACAGGAGUCACGGUCUCUCACAGAAAAGGGUCUGCUAAGAAAAACUGGGAGGACGACAAGAGUAAAGUGCACCCAGAAAAAGACAAAGCACACUGUCUGUGGGACAGCAUCACAAUGACGAUGAAGCAAAUCACACCCACAAAGAAGAUCGACAAGAUUGAGGGCUGGGAACCGCCUCAGCUGAACGACGGAUUGGAGGAGGAAAACAAGGAGCCGGAGAAGAAGAGGAGCGACUCGUCCCCGCUGUCCUCCCCUCUGACACUGUCUCUGCCUCAUUCUCUGGGUCUGCCGUCCUGGGUCGGUUUGGGUUCGGAGGAGGACUCGUCUCGUUACGCUAGUCUGACUGAAUCACAGACGGGUGGCCCUGCCCAGUGGGCGGCUCGGGCGCGAGAUAAAUUAGCAGCCGUUCGUCGCCGAAGUCCAGCCAGCCUAUCAGAAAAUAAUUGGGAGGGGCUAAAAUGAUUUACAUAUUAAUGUCUGUGAGGAUGGCCAACCAACUCUAAUUGGACAGCCCACCUAUGUGAAGAUGUGAAGAGUAGGACCCUCAGACCAAGAGUGCCUGCGUCAAUGAUUUAUUGUCACUUUUUCAUUUGAUAUAAAAUGCGUGUCCAACUUUUGAAUGGAGCUCCUUUGGAAAAAUCACUGGAUGUACUCAGUUAAUCACCACCCAUUACCUUUAAAGGCUAUAAAAGACAUUUAAACACUCAAAGGGAGAGUUCAACCAAAAACGAAAAUCAUUUAUUCAAUCUCAUUCCAAACCUUUUUAAUGUUCUUUAAACCUGUCCCGUUGAACACAAAAGAUGAAGAAUAGCAGAAUGUCCCAAGAACCAUAAACCUCAGUCAGACGCCAUAUUGAAUUUAAUGCAGAUGAUGAUGAGGCUGUGAGGGAUAGACUUUGCAGUCUUCACAAUGGUAUGUACUGUAUAAAGGUCCUAAUCGCAUUAAUUUCACAUCUUUCAGAACUGGUUUAUUACGUUUUUGUCUACCAAAAGUUUUUCAGAGAGACAUUUUGAAGGCUUUACAAUCGGCAUUUUUUUGUGCUACUUCUAUCCCUCACAAUCCCGUUUUUAUCCCCGAUUAAAAAAAUAAAUAUGGCACUAUCCUGACCAAUGUCUAUUCGCUUGUUAAGUCUGACGUCACGUAGCAGCGCUUCCGUGUCCAAACGCUCUAUCAGUUACCACGAGAAAACAACAAACGGUGCUAAUAUAAACUCACAAUGUGAUAGAAUACUAGCAAAAAAGUUAUAAUCUUAACUUUUAACUACAUACCGAAGUCCCAGAUAGGCAGACAAUGAAAAUUUAAAUAUAAAAAAUAUAUAUAUAAAUAUUAUUUGUGUUUGGGACGCUGUGAGCACGGAGACUGUAGUGUAUACCAUAAGUUUGAAAGUGUUUAGCUUAAAUGAUUAAUAUGAAUAAACAGUGCUCAUAAACGUAUUCUCAAGUGAAGUUGAGGAAGAGAGUUGAGGCUUGGACCUGGAAACAGCGCUUCUUACGUCAUCACUUAACAAACAAGUAUCAUAAUACAUAUUUUGUAAAUUACAGAGAAACAGCAAUAAGUCUCCAUUCAUCCUUCUCCAGUCAUUGUAUGAAAAGUCAGUCAGGACAUCCUGCCAAACUUCUCUUUUUCACAGAAUAAAAUCAAACUGGUUUUGGUUGACAUACGGGUGGACGACAGAACAUUAUUUUUUGUAGGGGAACGCUGUGUCUUUAAAUCAAUGUUUUAUUAGUGCACCCUUCAGUACCCAUCAUCAUAGACAGAGGAACUCACUCCUGACAAGAGAGCGAUGCUUUGAAUGAAGUGCUUGAAUCUUCGAUUCACUUGUGACUUGUGGUUCAUUUAUUCUGCUAUGUAGUUGAAGGGUGAAUGUGAAAUGAUGUAGAAAUGCCUUCCACUGCUCAGUGUAGAUUUACUGCCUGCUGUUUCACAAUCAUAAUGCACUGUAAUAACUCUAUGCAAUGAUUUUCUUACUAUAAAACUAAACAUCAUGCUUACAAUUUAAGCCACUAUUUAGUCACAAGAAGAAUUACUGUGACUUGAGACAUACAGGGAACAGCUAUAAAUUGAAUGUGUACUGUAUUGUUCAAAAUAAUAGCAGUACAAUGUGACUAACCAGAAUAAUCAAGGUUUUUAGUAUAUUUUUUAUUGCUACGUGGCAAACAAGUUACCAGUAGGUUCAGUAGAUUGUCAGAAAACAAACAAGACCCAGCAUUCAUGAUAUGCACGCUCUUAAGGCUGUGCAAUUGGGCAAUUAGUUGAAAGGGGUGUGUUCAAAAAAAUAGCAGUGUCUACCUUUGACUGUACAAACUCAAAACUAUUUUGUACAAACAUUUUUUUUUCUGGGAUUUAGCAAUCCUGUGAAUCACUAAACUAAUAUUUAGUUGUAUGACCACAGUUUUUUAAAACUGCUUGACAUCUGUGUGGCAUGGAGUCAACCAACUUGUGGCAACUCUCAGCUGUUGUUCCACUCCAUGAUUCUUUAACAACAUUCCACAAUUCAUUCACAUUUCUUGGUUUUGCUUCAGAAACAGCAUUUUUGAUAUCAUCCCACAAGUUCUCAAUUGGAUUAAGGUCUGGAGAUUGGGCUGGCCACUCCAUAACAUUAAUUUUGUUGGUUUGGAACCAAGACUUUGCCCGUUUACUAGUGUGUUUUGGGUCAUUGUCUUGUUGAAACAACCAUUUCAAGGGCAUGUCCUCUACAGCAUAGGGCAACAUGACCUCUUCAAGUAUUUUAACAUAUGCAAACUGAUCCAUGAUCCCUGGUAUGCGAUAAAUAGGCCCAACACCAUAGUAGGAGAAACAUGCCCAUAUCAUGAUGCUUGCACCUCCAUGCUUCACUGUCUUCACUGUGUACUGUGGCUUGAAUUCAGAGUUUGGGGGUCGUCUCACAAACUGCCUGUGGCCCUUGGACCCAAAAAGAACAAUUUUACUCUCAUCAGUCCACAAAAUGUUCCUCCAUUUCUCUUUAGGCCAGUUGAUGUGUUCUUUGGCAAAUUGUAACCUCUUCUGCACAUGCCUUUUUUUUAACAGAGGGACUUUGCGGGGGAUUCUUGAAAAUAGAUUAGCUUCACACAGACGUCUUCUAACUGUCACAGUACUUACAGGUAACUCCAGACUGUCUUUGAUCAUCCUGGAGGUGAUCAUUGGCUGAGCCUUUGCCAUUCUGGUUAUUCUUCUAUCCAUUUUGAUGGUUGUCUUCCGUUUUCUUCCACGUCUCUCUGGUUUUGCUCUCCAUUUUAAGGCAUUGGAGAUCAUUUUAGCUGAACAGCCUAUCAUUUUUUGCACCUCUUUAUAGGUUUUCCCCUCUCUAAUCAACUUUUUAAUCAAAGUACGCUGUUCUUCUGAACAAUGUCUUGAACGACCCAUUUUCCUCAGCUUUCAAAUGCAUGUUCAACAAGUGUUGGCUUCAUCCUUAAAUAGGGGCCACCUGAUUCACACCUGUUUCUUCACAAAAUUGAUGACCUCAGUGAUUGAAUGCCACACUGCUAUUUUUUUGAACACACCCCUUUCAACUAAUUCAACUAAUUGCCCAAUUGCACAGCCUUAAGAGCGUGCAUAUCAUGAAUGCUGGGUCUCAUUUGUUUUCUGAGAAUCUACUGAACCUACUGGUGACUUGUUUGCCACGUAGCAAUAAAAAAAUAUACGAAAAACCUUGAUUAUUCUGGUUAGUCACAUUGUACUGCUAUUAUUUUGAACAAUACUGUAUGUGCUCGGUCCUGCCCUGUUGCUGGAGAUUUUGAGCUUUAAUCAAACAGAUUAUAGUUAUUGGAUUUAUUUGGGAAAGACAUAGUCUUCUAGGAUUAAAACUAAAUUCUGAAGCCGGUUGGAUUGAGGAUCCAGAUUUCUUAUGGUAACGAUUACUGAUACAGACCUUAAUAUUUGAAUCCUUCCAAAGACCUCAAGAGCUGUGCCAUUUUAUCAUCUUUGCUGUGCCUCGACUUAAAAUUCAUUUUGUAGUGUGAUCACAACAUGUUAAUUACUUAACCCCCAACACGAUAAAAAUGACAAUCCUCAUUUACAAGUCCAGUUUUAAAUGUAUUUUCUAACCCUUUGGCUGAUGCCAUUGAUCUGCCUAAGAUCUUUGGUUUGCUAGAGGAACAUGCCUGAGUGUCUUAUUGCUGAUUUUAGAAGAUUAUUUAUAAUCGGAUUCUGAAAGUACAGUGUGUUUGCUGCUCUUAGUUGUUCAUAGUAGCUUUAUAUAAUCGGUCUACCAGUGUGUUUAACUUUGAAAGAUGAUUACAGAUUGUUAGUUUCAGAUUUUGCUCUUUAUAUGUUGGGCCUUUGCAAGAAUCUUAUUAUCUUGAUACUACUGAAUGAUUUAUUUUUUCUGUAUUAUGAUUUUCAAUGUAAAUGAUAAAAUGUUGUUCCAAGGGUUCAGAGAAGUUGGUGAAUCUGAAUAAAAAGUUAGUUUGUACUCAA